Messenger RNA from Thrips palmi, 2427 nucleotides. RefSeq lists its product as uncharacterized. The record is from RefSeq and is a predicted model, not a curated record. Bases 1 to 2427 code for a protein of 808 amino acids. The transcript has a single exon. Lineage: Eukaryota; Metazoa; Arthropoda; Insecta; Thysanoptera; Thripidae.
AUGAGGCUGUUUCAUCCUUUGCCACCUAAUGGGUAUUUAUGUAAAUUUUUAACAUGUGGCAAAACUUAUGAUUCUUUGAGCAAUUUUCGUGGUCAUCUCAAAAAGUAUCACCAGGGCGGUGGUGAUAUUGUGCAGCCACCCCAACAAGUACAGAAUCCCGUUAAUAAUUAUCAGAUGAAUGUUGACAAUGACGUUGAUAUGAAUGAUGGUGUUGAUAAUGUUGACAAUGAAUUUGAUCAGCCACCUGAACUGCAGGAUGCCCAGGAGGAAGUCACGCCUGAUAGUGUUUUAAGAUGUAUUAGCAAGUCUGCCCUGACCUUUGUCUCAAAACUAUAUUCUAUUGAUAAUGUUAAUCGAGCACAUGUAGAAGUAAUUGUGAAGCUUUCAUCCCAGUUCAUACAUUCUGUUGUCAGUAGUAUUCGCAGUAAAUUUCAAGAAUUUGACGAUCCUGACAUCGAGGAGAUUUUUGACAUUACGUCUAAUUCUUUUGAAGGGCUUCUAACUGAAAGUCAGAGAUUUACAGCUUUAAAGUCUUGUGGCUAUUUAAUUGAAUCCAUUCCCAUACCCAUAGAUUAUGCACAAGAUGUAGUUAAUAAUCCAGAACCUGAUUUAGCCCAACUCCCUUUGACCGGUCAAUUCGUACCUUUCAGAGAAGUUUUGAAGCAAUUUUUUGAAAUGCCAAAUGUGUUUGAAAAAACUUUGACAAAUUACGAAAAUCUUCUAGCCGAUGAAAAUAAUAUUUCUAACAUUGUACAGGGUUCAUUGUGGAAAGACCACAUUGCUCCGAAGUUUGAAGGGAAAACAGUUUUGCCUUUGGAUGUGAAUUAUGAUGACUUUGAGCCAGAUAACCUGGCAGGCUCUCACCAGGGGGAUCAUAAAGUAGGGGGAACUUACUUCAAUUGUCCUGUAAUACCCCAACAGUUUUUAGGUAGUUUAAAAAACAUGUUUGUCGCUCAAUUGAUUUUGUCUGAUGAUCGAAAUGUUGUUGAUGGUAACCACAAAGCAUUUCACUUGCUGUUAAAAGAACUUAAAUUUUUGGAAGAGGAGGGUCUUGUACUCACAAUUAAUAAUCAAUGUAGGAGAGUUUACUUUACUUUGGCAUUGGUAUUGGGAGAUAACGCUGGUUUGCACUCUGUUUUAGGAUUUGUUGAGGGUUUUACAGCGAAUUACCCAUGUAGAAUGUGCCGUAUGCACAAAGACUUGGUGAAAAGGAUGUUGUUUGUACCGGAAUAUUUAUUGCGCACUCCUGAGAAUUAUGCUAAUGAUGUUGCUACCAAUGAUCAGCAAUUGACAGGUGUUUAUGAAGAAUGUGUGUUUAACGAGGUUGGAUCAUACCAUGUAGCUCUCAAUCAGUCAGUGGACAUCCAACAUGAUGUUCUUGAAGGAGUGGCUAAAUACAGUAUGUGCAAAAUUUUGGAAAACUUAAUAUAUACUAGAGGGUAUUUUAGUUUAGAAACUUUAAUAUUAAGAGUAAAUGAUUUUUCUUAUGGUGUUCUAGAGAGUGGGAACCGACCGCCAUCACACAAACUUACCCAAGACAGAAUCAUGAAUGAUACUUUAAACUUUUCAUCUGCUGAAAUGUUGUGUUUUAUUCGGUUCUUUGGUAUGAUGGUUGGUGAUUUAGUACCACAGGGAGAUCCAGUUUGGGAGUUUUACUUAAUAUUAAGGGAAAUUGUUGACAUAAUCUUUGCUCCAUCAUUUUCUCCUGGCACUCCUGAGUAUCUGAAAUUAUGUGUAGAAAUUCAUCAUCAAAUGUAUUUGAAUCUCUUCCAUGUUCAUCUGAAACCAAAACACCAUUAUAUGCUUCAUUACCAUAUUAUAAUGAGGCUUAUUGGCCCACUUGUACAUGUUUCCAGCAUGCGCUGGGAGAGCAAACAUAGGGAAUUGAAGAUAAUUGCUAGAAGUACUUGUUCAAGGAAAAACUUGCCAAAAACUCUGAUAACAAAGUAUUUGUUAAAGCUAGGAUUUAGAUUUUUGUCUGGCUGUGCAUUGCAAAUGGACUACGAUUUGGGUGUAUCUGUGAGUGUGCCAAAAGCACUUGUUGACCCAGAGAGUAUUAUUGACCAAUUUGUUAAUCUCCACCCUGUACCUAUUAAUUUUGAAUGUCUUUCGUGGGUACGUCUGAAUGGAACAUAUUUUAGCAAUGGACUGGCACUCCAUGUUGGUUUUACCAAAGACUACCCAUCCUUCUGUGUGAUUGAUCGGAUUGUUUACCUUGGGCUGUCAGAAAAUUUUGAACCAAAUAUUGUUUUUGUUUGUCACAAGCUUGUUACAAGCUCAUUCAACAGACAUUUGUAUUCCUAUGAAGUUAAUGAAACCAAUGAUUGGCAUGCCGUUGCUUAUGAUGACCUUUCAACCAGUUUCCCACUCAGUACCAGAGUCCUUCCUCAAGGGGGCCUGUACGUGUGUCCAAGAUGCUGGCUUUGA